AUGGCAGAAAGUUCAAAUUCACCUUACUUUACUGCCAACGAUUAUUACUCAGAUUAUGAUGCUAACGGAUACAGACCAAAUUGGGGUUAUUAUAUUCCUCAUUCCACUGAAGCCUAUAAUGAUGGAUAUUAUAAUAAUUUUACUGAUUAUGGGAAAGAUGUUCAUGAUACAACUUUGAAAAUACCGAAAGGAUUCGAUGAAAGUAAUAUAGAUCCCACAUUCUUCAAAAAUCCUUCUAUGGUAAAUCCAAGUGCAACCUUUCAAUUGGACUAUUUUAAAAAAAAGAAAGUAAUUGAUAAAGAUGAAAUUUAUCGAUGUACGGAAACAAGGAUGUCAGGUCGUUCAAUCAAAUCACCAUCUUCAACAUAUGGUAAUGAUGAUAAUUAUUCAGAAUCAUCUCAAUCACCUAAUUCAUCAUCAUUAAAUCAAGAACGAACUUCCGAGGAUAAAGUUACAACACAAGGUUAUAAUGUACCUUCAGUAAAUCGACAAUCUAGAACUUCUACUCCGAUCCAAUAUUCUCGAUUUCAAUUAAUGGAUCCCCCAUAUCGUCGUCAAUAUUCAUUAAGGAGUUCAACUUAUAAUUCUACUUAUUCACCAAAUGAUUCAUCCCCUUAUCAUAAUCCAUAUUCACCUGGAACUCCUCCACCUUUGAGUAGAACACCACAAAGAGAUAUCCUUUCUCCAAAAUCAUUGAUGGCAAGCUUUCGAGCAAGUACAUCGAUAGAUAGUCCAAAGAAACAUGCAUGCAAUUAUUGCAAUAUGCGAUUUUCUAGACCUAGCACAUUACAAACUCAUAUUUAUACUCAUACCGGUGAAAAACCUUUUAGAUGUAAUGAAGAUGGUUGUGGGCGAUGUUUUUCUGUAGUGAGCAACCUUCGUCGUCAUCAAAAGAUUCAUGUGAAUAAGAAAGGUCAAAAUGAAUGA
Messenger RNA from Diversispora eburnea, 927 nucleotides. Lineage: Eukaryota; Fungi; Glomeromycota; Glomeromycetes; Diversisporales; Diversisporaceae. The record is from the annotation of a GenBank genome assembly.